Suillus clintonianus is the source of this 394-nucleotide messenger RNA. RefSeq lists its product as uncharacterized. The transcript is spliced from 3 exons. NCBI's taxonomy places the organism in Eukaryota, Fungi, Basidiomycota, Agaricomycetes, Boletales, Suillaceae. The coding region runs from base 75 to 302 and encodes 75 amino acids. The record is from RefSeq and is a predicted model, not a curated record.
UAACUCUCUCAACUCCUUCAACGGCCACAUAAAUUACGAUCCUCCACUAUGCCCAUGCUGCUUUGACUUGUUCGAUGUGGGAUCAAAGAAAGGCUCUAGCCCUGUGGCGGGCUCUUCUGACGAUAUAUCUCGGGUGGGGCAUGUUUAACGACACUAUGGUUCCCUUCUCACCCAAGGUCAAUGCUAGACUACGCGCCGCUUUGGUCCCACCCUACAGCUUUACGCACAAUGCAAAGCUGAACCUUUCACACCGAUCUCAGAUUACGAGACCGUUGUGGACAUCAGUUAUAAUUGUCUCUUGAUGUCUACUUGCUUUGCUAUGAGCCAAAGCGUGGUGGUCCUUGCCCGCUUGCAAGGUGAACUACGCUUUGGCCACAUUAGUGAUCCAGUAUUC